Aspergillus melleus is the source of this 1437-nucleotide messenger RNA. Its product is annotated as peptide transporter ptr2. The record is from RefSeq and is a predicted model, not a curated record. Gene Ontology annotation, cellular component: membrane. Gene Ontology annotation, molecular function: dipeptide transmembrane transporter activity. Lineage: Eukaryota; Fungi; Ascomycota; Eurotiomycetes; Eurotiales; Aspergillaceae. Bases 1 to 1437 code for a protein of 478 amino acids. The transcript is spliced from 3 exons. Gene Ontology annotation, biological process: transmembrane transport.
AUGGGUCUCCAGGCUAGUUCUGGACUUACGUUGCUCUUCUCCUUCUUGGCUUAUGUCCUGCCUAUCCUUGGUGGAUGGUGGGCCGAUGUAUACGUCGGUCGAUACUACGCCAUCUGCGUCGGCGUGGGGAUCUGUGGUGUGGCUCAUUUGAUUCAGAUCUUCGGCGCUCUACCCUCCGUGCUGGCAAGAGGGACUGGAAAUUCUGCUCCGCCAUUUAUCAUCGGUCUGCUGUUACUGGCACUUGGUGCGGGAAUAUUCAAGCCUAAUAUUGCACCCGUUGUUCUCGAUCAAAACCGUCACCAGAAACCCUAUACCAAGGCCCUCAAGUCAGGCGAAAAGGUCAUCGUGGAUCCUGAACUGACCAGCCAGCGCACGAUGCUGAUCUUCUAUGGGUUUGUCAACAUCGGUGCCUUCUUCAUGCUUGCCACUACAUAUUCGGAGAAAUAUAUCGGCUUUUGGCUCGCCUUCUUGCUUGCAGGCAUCAUCUACUUCCUCCUUCCCAUUCUUCUUUUUGCGGUCUACAGGAAGACCUACCGAACGCCGCCCAGUGGACACUCCGAUCUUGGCAACUCAAUCAAGAUUAUCGCCACAGCUCUUCGACGCAACAAGUUCAAAGUAUGGAAGAAGAAUUUCUUCGACGCGGCCAAGCCCAGUGUCCUCGCGGCUGAGGGUAUACAAGUGAAAUGGACCGAUAAAUUGGUCGAUGACGUGCGCAGAACCGUCGUGGCCACCGAAAUCUUCUGCUACUUCCCCAUAUGGUACAUGAACGACGGUGGUAUCGGCUCCGUGUCCUCCAACCAAGGCGCCUCGAUGGUGACCAACGGCGCACCCAACGACCUCCUCAGCAACUUUAACGCCCUCACCAUCAUCGUCUCAGUCCCCUUCCUCUCCUACGUUUUCUACCCCCUCCUCACCCGCUACAACAUCAAAUUCGGCCGCAUCAGCCGCAUCACCUGCGGGUUCAUCAUCGCCGGCAUCUCCGGCCUCAUCGGCGCCCUGGUGCAAUGGCGCGUCUACAAGACCUCCCCUUGCGGCUACCAAGCCUCCACCUGCGACGACGUCAGCCCGCUCAGCAUCUGGUGGCAGAUCCCCAACACCGUCCUGGGCGCCUUCUCCGAGUGUCUCUGCAACGUAACCGCUUACGAGCUCGCCUAUGCCCGUUCCCCGCCCAGCAUGCGUGGCCUCGUCAUGGCCAUCUUCCUUUUCAUGAACGCCCUCUCUAGCGCUUUCGGCGAGAUCCUCAUCCCCGUCACCAAGGACCCCUAUCUCAUCUGGAUCUGGGGCGCGCCGGCCGUCGCCCUGGCCCUGCAGACCAUCCUCUUCUGGUUCCGGUUCAAGCACCUCAACGAUGACAAGUACAUGAUUGAUGAGAAGGAUUAUGAGCAGGAUGAUACGGCUGCAAUUGUGGGUGAGGCGCGGGAUGAGAAGAGAGCUUGA